CAGCCAGCCAACUGCUCGCCGUCAGGCCGGAAACCGUGACCCAGCCUCGCGAGCAGGAGGCCGAACCUCAAUCGAUGUCUAGUGCCAGUAGCCGAUGGCCUGACUUCCGCCUCGCAUCGACACUGCGAUCACUCAUAGGCUCGCAGUCUGGCAGGCUCGAGCAACUGGCACCAGCGCAACGCGAAGUAGCUGCAUUGUCUCGCCAGGGAGAAGACAACGCGUCGGCUCACGGCCUCCAGGGUAACGCAAAUCACCUUGCCAUGGCCCAUCUCGACAACCAGAUGCCCGAGGGCCUGGGCGGCUUUCCCGGCGAUGGCAACGAGGACGGCUCCUUGGCCGGCGACGAUGUCGACUUUGGCGCGCUGGAGAUGUUCGACAGCAACGCGAGCCAGGCCUUUUCCUCCCAGGCCAACGCGCCCUUCCCUUCGAGCGGGCACGCGCCCGAGGCUAUCAUGUCCGAGGACCAGGUGGCGCCGACGUCCUCGAAAAAGUCGAAGCGCGACAAGAAGCAUAGAAAGAAGAGUUUCUCGGACGACGCAGGGCUCUCUCAGUCUGUCCUUGAGGAUGAGGGUGGCAAGAAGAAGCACAAGAAAUCCAAAAGGCGAUCGACGCGCGAGCUAGAGGACCCCAGCAGCCAGGCUCAGGCCGUUGCCUUGUCGAGCGCAGAUGCCGUUGCCCCGGCUGGUGCUGACGACCCUGGCCAAGGCCUCGAAGCGGUAGCCGCGUCGCUCGACCUCAAUGGCGACGACGGUGCGGUGCCUCCGUCGACACAUUCCAAGAAGAAGCGAAAGCUGUCCGACUCGACCGACCGCAAGCGACACAAGAAACGACGGUCCCACGGGCAGGAAAGCGCCGAAGGAGAUGGUGCGGCCGCAGCCUCGACGGGCUUCUUGCACCGGAAAAAGGACAAGGGCGUGUCGGUGGAAAGGGCCAUCGAGGAGGAGCAGGCGCCCGAUUCGGAUCCGCAAAGGUCGCCCACCGUCGCCCACCUUCGGCGUCGCAGCCAGUCCCGCGAGGCCCGGUCACGAGAGAAUAGCAUUCCUCCUGCGAGCGCCGAGCAAAUGGACAUUGACCUCGGCGAACCCGAGCACCACGCUGCUCGCGCUGACUCGAUGGACCUUUACCCUGACGUCGAGGCUCUUGCUCGGGAGGCCUGGAACGAGCAUAGGAACGGUCAAAAGGCGCUCGCAGACGCGCAGGAAGAACAGGUCCUGGCCGCAGAGGAGCAGCUCCAACCCGAGCCCUCGCAGGACGCCCAGGCAACGACACACUCGCCCCGGAGAACACGGUCGACGCGGAAAAAGGCCAAGCCCACCUUCUUCGAGCAGCCCCCGCCAGAGAUUCCCGACGAUGACGACGCGAACCGCGAUGCAUUGGGGGAGCUGCCGUCUCCGACGGCCCUGACGCCGAAGCCUAGGAAGCGGGCCAAGGCGGCGGCCAAGAAGACGUCCAAGGGUCGCAAGCCGAAGCGAGAAAAGCUGUCGCAGUCGAUGCGCGGAGGGUCUCACGAUGAUGGCGAGUACGAGAGCUCGCAGCCCUCGCGCAGAAACCGCCUCAUCGGCUACACCCAAGGCCGCUUCUCCGACGACGAGCUUGCGCGCAUCGGGAAAGCCGUCGAAGGGUUCAGAGCGGAGCAAGGCCUGACCAAGGAACAGGUGAACGCGAUGAUCCAUGCGCCCGGCGGCACAACCGCGGGUGAUGAACACGCCCAGCUUUGGGUCCGCAUCUUUGCAGAGUGCCCGGACCGACACCGUCAGAAGCUCAUCAACAUUACGCGCAAGAAGUUUCACAAUUUCGUCGCCCGCGGCACGUGGACCGCGGAGCAAGAUGCCGAGCUCAACGAGCUCAUCAGCGUGCACGGGACCAAGUGGUCCAAGAUUGCUGCCCUCAUCAACCGCCACCCGGAAGACCUGCGCGACCGCUAUCGCAACUACCUCGUGUGUGGCCCCUACCAGCGCAAAGACGCCUGGGACGAGGCCGAGGAGGCGCGCCUGACGCAAUACGUCAUCGACGCCAUGGAAGCCAUCGACGAGCUGCGCAACUCGGAGCCCAACCAUCAUCUUCUCACGAGGUCUUACGAGGAGCUCAUUGACUGGCAAAACAUCAGUGAGAGAAUGGACCGGACCCGCAGCCGGCUACAAUGCAUCACCAAGUGGAAGUCGCUCAACGUUCGCGUGAGCGGCAAAGACAAGCUGCUCUCUGGGGAACCGGAUGCGCAGAUCUCGUUCCGACUGGAGAAGGCGCGGCGACAGCUGUCGGCCAUGCCCGACGAAGAAAAGUACCGUUUGGUCCUGGCCAUCCAGGGCACCGCGGUCGGCAAAGACAAAAAGGUACCCUGGCAGCGCCUGGUCGACAAGCAGUAUCGCAAUCAAUGGCACCGCGUGACUCAGAUGCUGCUCUGGCGCCGCCUGAGAGAGACGGUGCCCGGCGGGGAGACGAUGACGACGCGCGACUGCGCCCAGUACCUGAUUGACCAGUACAACCAAAACGGCGAGCUGCCCGACGUCGUCCACGACGGGUACGACGACGUGCAGGAAAUGGAAUUCGUGCAACAGAUCCCGACGUCGACGGUCGGAGUCAGCGGGACGCAGGCGCAGCGGGAGCGCGGCGAAAAGAGCUCCGAGUUUGUCACGGCGUCGGAUGCGGAGCAGGACGUUCCCGCGACCAACGGCGAGGGUGUCCUGGAAGAGCAGGAAAUUCAGAUUGACCCUGCCCUGACCGAGGCGUCCGACGUGAUGAAGAAAGCAACGCCCGCCAAGAGGACCGGUUCAGGAAAGCCACCCUCGUCGAGAAAGAGGCAGAAGAGGGCGGCCAUUGCCAACAUGGACCCCAUCGAGGACGAUGCUCAAGCUGAGCAGCAGCCGGCUGAGCAGCGAGAAAACUCGGACAUUGACGUUGAGCAAUUCCGAGCCAAGAAGACACCCAGUAAGUUCAAGUCGCGGGCCAAGGGCCAGGGCGAGGACCACGACACGUCCAAGAUGGAAGACUCGGACAGCGAUAUGGACGACAUGGAGGACCUGCCUUCCAAGGUUGUGGCAUGAUGUGGGUGUGGCAGACACUUUGUUUCUUCUCGUUUUUUGUUGAUUUGCUACGACGGCGAGAAGGACAGGCGGCACAGAUGGCAGCAGGCAACGGCCUGGCACAUUACAUGUUUAUGUCUAAUGUCAUCCGAAUGCGAGUCUCGAACCACCUUUGGCGAGCCUCGUUCGUUUAGUUUUGUAGGUGAACAACAAAUGAUCUCAUCAAGA
Purpureocillium takamizusanense is the source of this 3248-nucleotide messenger RNA. RefSeq lists its product as uncharacterized. Gene Ontology annotation, cellular component: nucleus. NCBI's taxonomy places the organism in Eukaryota, Fungi, Ascomycota, Sordariomycetes, Hypocreales, Ophiocordycipitaceae. Gene Ontology annotation, molecular function: DNA-binding transcription factor activity; transcription cis-regulatory region binding. The record is from RefSeq and is a predicted model, not a curated record. Gene Ontology annotation, biological process: regulation of DNA-templated transcription. The transcript has 2 exons. Bases 75 to 3041 code for a protein of 988 amino acids.